AUGCCCUAUACACCAUCUGGCUUUUUCUGUGACCGGUUGAUCCGGGAACGAGAGAGAAGAGACGGGGAAGGGUCUCUGAACAAGCCCCUCCACUUCAACAACCAGGACUUCAACACCCUGAGACAGGAGUGCCUUCAGAGGAAGAGCCUGUUUGAGGAUGAUGCUUUCCCAGCCACUGUGGAGUCUUUAGGCUUCAAGGAGCUUGGACGCAAGUCCAACAAGGUGAAGAACAUCAUCUGGAAGAGACCCAAGGAAAUCUGUGAGAACCCUCAGUUCAUUGUUGGAGGAGCCAGCAGGACAGACGUCUGCCAGGGAGAUCUUGGUGACUGCUGGCUGCUGGCUGCCAUCGCCUGUCUUACCCUGAAUGAGAAGCUUCUCUACCGUGUUGUUCCCCAGGAGCAAAGCUUCUCAGAGGGCUACGCUGGCAUCUUCCACUUCCAGUUCUGGUGUUACGGUGACUGGGUUGAUGUCAUCAUCGACGACCGCAUCCCAACCUUCAACAAUCAGCUGGUUUUCACGAAAUCCGCAGAGAGGAAUGAGUUCUGGAGCGCUCUGCUGGAGAAGGCCUAUGCCAAGCUGCACGGCUCCUACGAGGCUCUGAAGGGCGGAAACACCACCGAGGCUAUGGAGGAUUUCACCGGUGGAGUCACUGAGUUCUAUGAGAUGAAGGAAGCUCCCAAAGGGCUUUACAAGAUCAUGAAGAAAGCUCUGGAGAGAGGCUCCCUCAUGGGCUGCUCCAUUGAUUCUCUGGUUCCCGCUCGCUUUGAGACUCGUACUGUGACGGGACUUGUGAAAGGCCACGCCUACUCUGUGACGGCAGUGGAAGAGUGUAGACCGUCCCUGCACAAGGACUCUAAAGUUUGCCUGGUGCGUCUCAGGAACCCGUGGGGUCAAGUGGAAUGGAAUGGUCCCUGGAGUGACAACUCUAAGGAGUGGGCCACACUGCCUAAGGCUGAAAAAGAGAAGCUACAGCACCAGAGUGCUGAGGACGGGGAAUUCUGGAUGUCGUUUGAGGAUUUUAAGAAGAACUACACCAAGCUCGAGAUCUGUAACCUCACCCCCGACGCCCUGGAGGACGAUAAGACCCACAAGUGGACGGUCUCUGUGAAUGAGGGCCACUGGGUGAGAGGCUGCUCUGCCGGAGGCUGCAGGAACUACCCAGACACUUUCUGGACCAACCCUCAGUACCGCCUUCGUCUGCUGGAAGAGGACGAUGACCCUGAGGACAACGAGGUGAGCUGCACCUUUGUGGUGGCUCUGAUGCAGAAGAACCGGCGGAAAGAACGUAAGAUGGGAGCUAACCUCUUCACCAUCGGAUUCGCUAUUUAUGAGGUGCCAAAGGAGAUGCAUGGGAACAAGCAGCACAUGCAGAAGGACUUUUUCCUGGUCAACUCGUCCAAGGCUCGCUGCAAGGCCUACAUCAACCUGCGUGAGGUGACCGAGCGUUUCCGCCUGAGCCCUGGGGAGUAUGUCAUCGUUCCCUCAACAUACAAGCCGCAUCAGGCGGGGGAGUUCAUCCUGCGAGUCUUCUCUGAAAAGAGGAACACCUUUGAGCAGAUAGAGAACAGGAUCGAGUCUGACCAUCCAGUGCCGGCGCCGACCUCAGCGGGGGAGGAGAACGAGGAGGAUCAGCAGUUCCGGACUAUUUUUCAGGAGAUAGUUGGAGAUGUGAGUAGACAAGAGGAGGGAAAGUUCAUUUUGAUUUUAGGAGACCAAAUGGAAAUCACAGCCAACAAACUGAAAAACAUUCUCAACAGAGUGAUCACCACAUACAGGGACCUGAACACAGAAGGCUUCAGCCUGGAGAGCUGCAGGAGCAUGAUCGCUCUGAUGGACAUGGGCGGGACAGGUCAACUCAAUCUUCAGGAGUUUAGACAUCUGUGGAAUAAGAUCAGACAGUGGCAGGGAAUCUUUAAACAUUAUAAAACUGACCGGUCUAGUAGCAUCAGCAGUUACGAGAUGAGGAAUGCCAUCAACGAUGCAGGCUUUCGUCUCAACAACCAGCUGUACGACAUCAUCACCAUACGCUACGCCAACGAGAACAUGAACAUCGACUUUGACAGCUUCGUCAGCUGUCUGGUUCGCCUCGAAGCCAUGUUCAGGGCAUUCCAGGCCUUUGAUAAGGAUGGAGAUGGUACAAUCAGUCUCAGUGUCCUGGAGUGGCUCCAGUUGACUGUGUACACCUAGACAGGCCCAUCUCCUCCCAGGUGAGCUCCACUCCUCACGAAGACCCGACCUGCCAGCUUUUACCUCAGUAUCCACCUCAUUCCCCUCCUUCAGUCUCAGCAUUUCUCAUCAGUCUCCUUUCAGUCACUAGCUUACAUCUUUAUUCAUUUGUUCUAGACACCUUCACUGUUACACAUGUACUGUACUUUUCUCAGGCAUCCAACACCCACCACAUUACCUCACAGAGCCUCUCCCAGUAGCUCAUUUCUGUGCUCGUUCAUUUAACCACCUGUUAUUGUUUUUUUCUGAGCAACAAGUGCUUUCUUCCUGUAUCCACUCCAGUGAACUACACUCUCUGGUGGACAGUCACUAAACCUAUUACAUUUCUGACAGUACAACAGUUUAUUUGGAAUUUCUCUGCCCCCAGCCUGUUUUUAUUGACUUAUUUUUGUCAAAAUAAUAUGGUGGAUUUAUUGCGGGCCCCUAGAAUGAGUGACAUUUCUGGAUAUGAGCCCUCCUGUGUGCUCCAGUCCUACAAACAGCGCUCCCUGGUGGACAAACUCAGGCAUCUUCAGGACAUCUGUGCUCCAGCCAGCAUUCACCAUCACCCACCCUCCACAACCAUCCAGUUUACCGGUCGUGCAGCUCUGCAUGCGGAUGGAUGAGAUUCAAGAACAAAACUGUGGCGCAGACGAGCUUGUUUUUUUAAAACAUGACAACGUUUUAAGGUUCAGAUAUGGAUUUGACAGAGUGUGGCUAAUGGGUUGGACUGCAGCCUGAUAAGGCUUUGGUCAGAUGAGUGUUUUAACCUCAAAAAUAAAUAAUUGGUGUAGUUAUUGA
Molecule: messenger RNA, 3006 nt
Organism: Monopterus albus (swamp eel)
Lineage: Eukaryota; Metazoa; Chordata; Actinopteri; Synbranchiformes; Synbranchidae
Gene: capn3a
Product: calpain 3a, (p94)
Exons: 21
Coding region: 1-2187 (728 amino acids)
Biological process (GO): proteolysis; negative regulation of apoptotic process
Cellular component (GO): cytoplasm
Molecular function (GO): calcium ion binding; calcium-dependent cysteine-type endopeptidase activity
Source: RefSeq, a predicted model, not a curated record